This is a messenger RNA of Hordeum vulgare subsp. vulgare (domesticated barley), 1699 nucleotides long. RefSeq names its product gibberellin 2-beta-dioxygenase 3-like. Lineage: Eukaryota; Viridiplantae; Streptophyta; Magnoliopsida; Poales; Poaceae. The transcript is spliced from 2 exons. The record is from RefSeq and is a predicted model, not a curated record. The coding region runs from base 142 to 1170 and encodes 342 amino acids. Gene Ontology annotation, biological process: gibberellin catabolic process; response to light stimulus.
CCACCACACCUCGAGCUCUUAUCACCAGUGCUCCACUGUUGCGAUAGUAGUAGCUUGUACGGGGUGUCUGGUUCCGGGACCGAUCGCUUUGCUCUGCCUCUCCUUUGCUUGGCUCAGCUCUCCUCUGUUUCUUUCUUGGCAAUGGUGGUCCUCGCGAAGCCGGCGGCGCUGGAGCAGAUCGCGCUGAUGAGGACUCCUGAGCCGUGGGAGAGCUUCUCGGGCGUCCCGGCCGUGGACCUGUCCAGCCCCGGCGCCGCGGCGGACGUGGUGCGCGCGUGCGAGCGGUUCGGGUUCUUCAGCGUCGUGAACCACGGCGUGCCGGCGGGCGUGGUGGACCGGCUGGAGGCGGAGGCCGUCCGGUUCUUCGCGUCUACGCAGGCGGAGAAGGACGCGUCGGGCCCCGCCGACCCGUUCGGAUACGGGAGCAAGCGCAUCGGGCGCAAUGGUGACAUGGGGUGGGUCGAGUACCUGCUCCUCGCCAUCGACCGCGACACCCUCUCCAAGGCCUCCCCGGCGCCGUCGUCCGCGCUGAGGGAAGCGAUCAACGCGUACGUGUCCGCCAUGCGCGGGCUGGCGAGGACGGUGCUGGAGAUGGUGGCGGAGGGGCUGGGCGUGUCGCCGCGGGGCGCGCUGGCGGACAUGGUGACGGGCGAGGCCAGCGACCAGGUGUUCCGGGUGAACCACUACCCGCCCUGCCCGCUGCUGCAGGGGCUGCCGCCCAACUGCAGCGUGACCGGGUUCGGCGAGCACACGGACCCGCAGCUGGUGUCCAUCCUGCACUCCAACGGCACGGCCGGGCUCCAGGUCGCGCUCCACGACGGGCGCUGGGUGUCCGUCCCGCCCAACCGCGACGCCUUCUUCGUCAACGUCGGCGACUCCCUCCAGGUUCUGACGAAUGGGAGGCUGAGGAGUGUGCGGCACCGGGUGGUGGCCGGCAACGGGCUCAAGUCCCGCGUGUCGAUGAUCUACUUCGCCGGGCCACCGCUGGCGCAGAGGAUUGCACCGCUGCAGCAGCUGCUGGCGGGGACGCAGAGCUUGCCCCUCUACAGGGACUUCACAUGGGGAGAAUACAAGAAGGCGGCCUACCGCUCUCGCCUCGGCGACAACCGCCUGGCCCCCUUCGAGACGCCACUUGUCGCCAUGCCACACGCCGCCCACCACCGGUCCUAGCCAGCCAGCAACUUAAUUACAUCGCCUAGCUCGACAUACCUUGGUAGCUUUCGUACGUGUCGGCGUACGUACACAACGGGAGCUACUGAUUGCUACAUGCCGGCCUCCGUAGGCCAAUGGCCCAGGGGUGACCUGGCCGGACGUAAAGCUACGUACCUAAGCUAGGACCAGGAGCGUGUCUCUGUGUCCUGUCCAUGCCGGGACGAACCUCGAUCUUGCCGUUGCCGAUCAGUUUGGUCAAAUGUACAUUAGUAGUACCGGUAGUGGCACUAGGGAAGGGAUCCAUCCAUCCACCUUGUGUUGGCCGCGAAUGGUUUGUUGACAUGCGGUGAAAGUUUGAUGUGUGUCGGACCCUUUCCAACAGGUGUGGUUACUAAUGGCCCUUCCUAUAUAUGGCGCAGUAGUGCUCUUAUGCUUGUCCUUGUCCUUGUCCUUUGCUGUGCUCUGCUUCCUGUCUCGCUUUGCUUUUGUUGCUUCCACUUAUAGCUAUGCCUGUUCCUCGGUGAUUGGCCGUAUGAUUCUUUUGUAA